GCUGUUGUUGAUUUGAUUAGUUUAAACUCAAAACGCAAAAGAAAUGUCGUCGUCAAAUUCUCCCUGCGCAGCGUGCAAGUUCCUCCGGCGGAAGUGCACCCAGGAGUGCGUGUUCGCGCCGUACUUCCCGCCGGACCAGCCGCAGAAGUUCGCCAACGUCCACAAGGUGUUCGGCGCCAGCAAUGUCGCCAAGAUUCUGAACGAGCUGAGCGCCACGCAGCGCGAGGACGCGGUGAACUCCUUGGCCUACGAGGCAGAGGCUCGUCUCCGCGACCCCGUCUACGGCUGCGUGGGGCUCAUUUCCAUCCUCCAGCAGAGGCUGAAGCAAGUCCAGCUCGAUCUCUACAAUGCCAGGAAGGAGCUGGCUACUUACAUGGGCCCACAGGCCAUGCUGUCGAUUCUCCAGCCAGCGUCUUACACGCCCCAGCAGAUUCAGGGAGGCAACGCCGGGUCUUCCUCCGCCGUUGUGCCGUACAACAUGUCGCCGAUGAUGGGUAUUCCGACCGGGGCGGCCUCCGGGCAGUUAAUGGUGAGAGAGCAGCAGCAACAUCAGCAGAUAUAUGAAGCUCAGCAACUGUUGGCAGCUAGGGAGCAGCAAGAAAUGUUGAGAAGCUUUGAGCAGAACAAACAGGGAGCUUUGCAGAGUCAAGAAGCGCAUCAUCUGAGGUUCAACAGCGGGUUCGACACGGUGACUGGAACUGGGUUGAAUCAGAUGAGUCCUACCUCACCAACUACGGCGAAUAAUGUAAACAUCUCACCUGCUUUGGCUCUGGGGUUUGACAGCUCUUAUCAGAUUCAGGCACAGCAGCAACAAGAGCCUCAUCACCACCACCACCACCAUCAUCUCCAGCUUCAGGCUUUUCUUCAGUCCCAACAACAGCAGCAGCAACCACCGCAGCUGCUGCCGCAGAAGGUGGAGGGCGAGGAGGGCAGAAGUAGGAGUGUGGGCCCAUCUUGCUAGAUAGUUCCAAGCUCCAUUUUUUUGCCCUUCCCCGCUUUUAUAUUAAACAAAGCUUCAUUCUGGGUAUGCUUUCUCUGUCCUAGCCUUCUGCUUCCCUAUUUUCUUUGUUAAUUUCAGAUAUUUAUUGAUGCUGUAAAUAUGGGGUUUUGAUUUAUCAUGAAUAUGAGGGAAAAUGGUGUAGAGGCAGGAGAGGGAAGAAGUAUAACUACUCUUUAUUGCAUAGUGCAGAAGGGGAGGUGUGGGUUUGGUUAAGAGAAUUAUUGUCUUUUCAGAGAGAAUGGGAUGUCCCCUCCUCCCUUACUAGGCUUGUUCAUCAUCAUUAACAUAGCAUCUGAGGGUUUCAUUUGCACAGUUUGGUUAUAUCCCUUUCUCCUCUUGAUGAAUAUUUGCUUUGCCAUAACGUUCAUUGUCAGAAAUAUAAAUACCAGUGAUCUGAUGCUUUGGUUUGUUGAGAUAAUAUAUAUAGGACACAUUUAUGGUGAUGGAGAGGAGAGGAGAGGAGAGGGGAGGGUCCAAAUUCUGGAAAUUAGAAAAACAUGUCGUUAUUUGGUUUGACUCAUACUGCUAGCUACAAGCAUUAUUGGACAAAAUGAGGGUAGAUGGAGGGGUUUUUAAGGCAACCAGAGAUCAUCAUGAUGAUCUCCUCUGUAUACACUGACAUCGUUCAUCCUCACUUUGUAGAAAGACAAUAUUACCCCUUGUUUCAUUUUCGGUAUCUGUUGCUGUGAAAAACUGAUGAUAAAGAAUUACAGAUUCAUUCUGUUGUAUAUAUUCUGGAUUGUUUCCAUCUUUCACAUAACAGUUGGAACUUGCUGCUUUGUGCUUUUCAUUGAC
Messenger RNA from Argentina anserina (silverweed cinquefoil), 1795 nucleotides. Its product is annotated as LOB domain-containing protein 36. Bases 44 to 961 code for a protein of 305 amino acids. The transcript has a single exon. Lineage: Eukaryota; Viridiplantae; Streptophyta; Magnoliopsida; Rosales; Rosaceae. The record is from RefSeq and is a predicted model, not a curated record.